CGGCCUCAGAGUCUCGGGAUGAAACCGCCCGUUGUUCGCGCCCGCCCCGCUGACCCCGCCGCCCUGGCACGGUUUUCUGUUCGCCAGGGUCGCGGGUGGGAGGCGAGGAACGCCGGGGUUCAGGAGCCUGGCUCCCCGCCAGGGCUGUGGACUUCAGCCCGGGGGCCACCGGGCGGCCGCGCCUGCGAGGCGGGCGGGGAGGACGCCGGCCCCGGCGCAGCUCGGCCAUGGGCUCCCGCAGCUCCCACGCCGCCAGGAUCCCCGACGUGGACAGCAUCCGGCGGGAGACGGGCUUCUCGCAGGCCAGUCUGCUCCGUCUCUACCACCGGUUCAGGGCGCUGGACAGGAACGAGAAGGGCUACCUGAGCCGCGUGGAUCUGCAGCAGAUCGGGGCGCUGGCCGUGAACCCCCUGGGGGACCGCAUUAUAGACAGCUUCUUCCCGAAUGGGAGUCUGCAGCUGGACUUCCCAGGCUUCGUCAGAGUCCUGGCUCACUUUCGACCUGUAGAUGAUGAGGACGAUGGAAACCGGGACCCCAAGGAACCCGAGCCCCUCAACAGCAGAAUGAACAAGCUUCGCUUUGCAUUUCAGCUCUAUGACCUGGAUCGUGAUGGAAAGAUCUCCAGGCAUGAGAUGCUGCAGGUUCUCCGGCUGAUGGUUGGGGUACAGGUGACAGAAGAGCAGCUGGAGAGCAUCGCCGACCGCACGGUGCAGGAAGCUGAUGAAGAUGGGGAUGGCGCUGUGUCCUUCCUGGAGUUCACCAAGUCCUUAGAGAAGAUGAACAUCGAACAGAAAAUGAGCAUCCGGAUCCUGAAGUGACGCCCUUUGUGCCUUCGGGUAGCUUACAUGGACCAGUACUGCUGGGGAGUCCUCCUUGUGGAGGCACAGCCCCAGUGAACUGUAUUCUUACUUUUACACUGAGAUCUAAUCAGGGCCAAGGAGAGAAAGCUGGAAGGGUGUUUACUAACUCAUUUGAUCUCAGAUCUGUGAAUCAUGCAGAAACUUUUCAGUUGCAAGGGACUGAAAACCCAAAUCAAAGGGACUUCAGUUAAAAAGGAAUUUUAUGGGCUCAUGUAUUGAAAAAGUACUGAAGUAUCUUCAGAAAACUGGGAAAGUCUCAGGCACAGCUGGAUCCAAGGGCUGAAAUGAUGCUCUCAGGGCUCAGUUAUUCUCCAUUUCUCAUCUCAGCUUUCUUUUGUGUUGGAUUCGUUCUCAGGAGGGCUCUUUCCUUGUGGUGGAGGAUGGCCACCAGCAGCUCCAGGUUUCCAUCCUACUAACCUAGUAAUGCAGUGAGAAGGGAUUUUCUUGUUCCAUAAUUUCCAAGCAAAGAGUGUCCUUAGCCCUACUGGAGUCUUGUCCCUUCUCCAGGGGAAUGGAACUCUCUAUUUGGCCAGGACUGCGUCAUGUGCUAACUGCUAGAGCCAGGAAAUGAGGCCUUAGGAGGACUCAAGAUGGGGUAAGGGAUGAUUGCUUGUAGGCAAAUGCAGGGCUAUUAUCAGAAGGGGAAAUGAUGCCAGUCUGGCAAAGCAAGAGCUAGCCAUUACUGUUAGGCCGACCAAGUGGAGGGGUUCUUCUCAAAUGGGUCCGGCUUCUUAAAUGGGUUUUCACUGAUCUCGUGGGUGUUUUCCAGUGUGACGAGGAUGGGUAGCAGGGAAAGAGGUGAUGUGAAAAUAAUAAACAAGACAUACCUUCCUAGAGUAUGAAAUAAUUAAAAGGUUUGGAGAGUAUACUUCCGUUUUGUUUUCACGGUAAGAUGGUCAAGCAUUGGCAUAUCACAGAAGAGAGCGUGAAAGUCACAUAAUCAUGAGAUUCUGUGUCUGUAGCAAAGCCAUCUGGCUGUACGUGGUGGGGGAGGGGGAAGGAGAUGCUAUCGGUGCCCUGCCCAUGUCCCUUCCCAGGCCUGUGCUGGAGUUGUCUUGCAUCAACACAUAGGAGCCAAUUGUACUUCUCUCUUCCUAAAUCUGCUUUCAGGGAUGUCAGACUUGGUAGCUUGAAAUUGCUGUGGUGGGAUUAUUUACGCCAUAGACAUUGGCAGAUGCAAUAGUCCUUUUCUGCUUAGGAGAGCCUGUUGUUAAACAUUUAUCAGGACAUCAGCUGCUUGGCAUACACCACUACUGUAAAUGUCAAUGACUUUCCCCCCAGCUUUACUGAGGUAUAAUUGGUAUACAAAAAACUGCACAUAAUUAAUGUAUGCAAUUUGGUGAGUUUGGACAUAUGUAUGCCCUUGUAUUACUGUUACCAUGAUCAAGGUAAUAAACAUAUCCACCAUCUCCAAAAAUUUCCCUGUGUCC
Hippopotamus amphibius kiboko is the source of this 2290-nucleotide messenger RNA. RefSeq names its product calcineurin like EF-hand protein 2 (gene CHP2). Gene Ontology annotation, molecular function: calcium ion binding. The record is from RefSeq and is a predicted model, not a curated record. The transcript has 7 exons. Lineage: Eukaryota; Metazoa; Chordata; Mammalia; Artiodactyla; Hippopotamidae. Bases 228 to 818 code for a protein of 196 amino acids.